AAUAACAUACACAGUUCAAGGUGGCCAACACAGCUACUGUACCGCCGUGUUUCGUUAGUUUUUUUUAGAAGCAGAACCACGAUCGACAUAUGGCUGAUAAAAUGGACGGGGAAGUACCUGAUGUGAUACGAGUAGGCUCUCGUAAAAGUGAGCUUGCAUUAAUCCAAACCAACGCUGUGAUCGAAAGACUUCAGAAGAUAAACCCUGACCAGGAAUUUGAAGUCAUUACCAUGGAAACAAUCGGAGACACAAUUCAAGACAAGCCGUUAUCGAGCAUCGGUAUAACAAGCCUGUUUACUAAGGAACUAGAGAAGGAGCUAGCAGCUGAUAAGAUUGAUAUGAUCGUCCAUUCAUUGAAGGAUUUACCAUCAGUGCUACCCGAUGGAAUGGUCAUCACCACAGUGUGCAAGAGAGACGACCCCCAUGAUGCAUUAGUACUGAGUGCAAAGCAUUCUGGGAGAACGUUGGAGACUCUACCACCAGGCAGUGUAGUUGGUACGAGUUCUGUCCGUCGUAUAGCCCAACUGAAGAGGAAGUGUCCACAUUUGGAGUUCAAAGAUGUUCGUGGAAAUCUUAAUACAAGGUUACGUAAGCUAGAUACAGGCACCGACUACGCGUGUUUAAUCUUAGCUGCUGCUGGCUUACAUAGAAUGGCUUGGGAACAUAGAAUUAGCCAGAUUUUAAAGCCAGAUAUCUGCAUGUACUCACCAUGUCAGGGAGCCAUGGCUGUUGAAACCAAGUCCAGCAACAAGCAACUCAUCCAGUUCUUAUCCAAACUACAUGACCCUUCUACGCUGCUCCAGUGUGUCUGUGAGAGGGCGCUCCUCAAGACACUCCAGGGGGGUUGUAGUGCACCGGUAGCCUGCCAUUCACUGGUCACCGAUAGCGAGAUCAAAUUUACAGGAGCUGCAUUUAGUCUAGAUGGUUCUGAAUGUGUGGAGGAAACUCAGUCAGUGGACCUACUAGAGGAUGCAUUCUUGAAACAGGAGCAAGCAAAGCCUGAUGAAGAAUCUUUCAAGGAUUACUCCAGCAUUGUCGCUCCACACCUAUCCCACAAGGCCAUGCUAGCAGCUGAGAAUCUUGGGAGUCAGGUUGCCAGGGUAAUGCUUAAAAACGGAGCAGACAAGAUUCUGGAAGCAGCCAAGAAAGAAAUUGAAGAAAAGAGGAAAUGAGAUGCUCACGUGGCAGGGGACAGCCAGUUUUGUUUUUUCCAGUCGGGUGCUUUUUUGGGGGGCUUUGAGAAGCGGUAGUCUUGAUUGCGUUUGGAUACAGGGAGCUAGACAGAUGCUGUGGCAGGAUGAUAGAAAUCUCUUAGAUGUGUAGAUCAGGUAGUAGGAUGGGCUUCCAUGAGAUGUACCUUUUGAUACUAUUGUGUGUGGGAUGACCCUAGUACUGCAAAACUUCCACCUUUUAGAAAUAUAUAUAUAUUUUUUUUAUGUGCCUAUUCUACAAACCAAUUACCCGCCGACCCACCAGUAAAAUACUAGAACGAAAGUGUCCGAGACUACAAGUCUGAGUGAUGCUGUAUGACAACUAGGGCCGUGUUUCAUAGAGCUGCUUAAGCACAAAAAGUAGCUAAGCACAACAAAAUUAUGCUUAUCACGUGUACCACUUGUGACUGGUAAUGUAUUCUGCUAAAUUUUCUGCUUGAGCACCCUUUUGAAAAUGGGCCCUGCUGGCUAAAUUAUGUAUACGUAGAUGCACUAGGCAAGUUUUCUUGGGUUUAGUGAACUGGAUGAUUAAUUAAGUAAUAAGCCACAAGGGAGACUGCUUUUUUUGUCAUUAUUUUAUUGAGUAGCACUGACAUGCGUGAAUAAUAAGAAAGGGAAAUGUCUAAAACGUAAUGACUAUCUGAUUCAAGACCUUGCAUGUUUUUACAAAGAACCCCAAAGCAAAGCAAAACUCACUUUACGGUUACCAUAAAAUUUACACUGCACUCAUUUGUUGGUGGUUUGAAAGGAAUAUGCCUCUUUUAAUAAUGCAUGAGGUAGGUCACAAUGCUAACCCAAAACGAGGUGCAUCCACUGCAAGUGAUGGCGGACGAGCGCCCAUAGCCUCAUUUUGGGUAAAAUUAUGACGUCAUGAAUAAAUAUUUAGAGAGGCAUAUUGUUAAAAACAAAGGUUGUGAGAACGGCUGUGGUGCUGGGUUGUUGGUUCAAGUAAAAAAGUAUUUUGGCAUAAAAAUGGGAGUAAAAACUCCCCUCUCAGCUUCUCAGUUUCAUUAUAGUGUUUCAAUUUGCGACAAUUUCAGCUUGAAACCGUACUUUGUUUCCUCUAUUUCUGAAAAUGAGUUGAGCAGAAUUUUGAAAAAAUUUGUAUUUAGAAUAAGAUGCAUUUCCUCCAAUGAAUGCGCUCAAAUUUCACAAAUCUUGCAGAGCUCUCUCUGGAUAAGGAGUUGUUUUGAAAAUGUUUUUCUUAAAAAGUAGGUCUCUUUUUCUAGACAUAUUAUAUAUAUAUUGGAUGAUCUUUUUAUAGGUUUUGGUUUACAAAACCUGUUAUCCAGUCUUCAAAGUCAGAUAUGUUUGAUUUUAUGGGAAAGUACUGGACUUCUUGCCAGUGGUCCAGUGGGUAUUUAGAACCUUAAGGUGCUUUUGAAAUAGUACAAACAAAUCAUUAAAAUGAUUUAUUAUUUGUAUGUCAGGUUGUAUAAUAAUAAAAAUCUGUUCCAAAAGUCUA
Molecule: messenger RNA, 2676 nt
Organism: Asterias rubens (European starfish)
Lineage: Eukaryota; Metazoa; Echinodermata; Asteroidea; Forcipulatida; Asteriidae
Product: porphobilinogen deaminase-like
Exons: 9
Coding region: 90-1172 (360 amino acids)
Biological process (GO): heme biosynthetic process
Cellular component (GO): cytoplasm
Molecular function (GO): hydroxymethylbilane synthase activity
Source: RefSeq, a predicted model, not a curated record